Molecule: messenger RNA, 946 nt
Organism: Nycticebus coucang (slow loris)
Lineage: Eukaryota; Metazoa; Chordata; Mammalia; Primates; Lorisidae
Product: neuronal regeneration-related protein-like
Exons: 1
Coding region: 100-306 (68 amino acids)
Biological process (GO): regulation of transforming growth factor beta receptor signaling pathway; axon regeneration; regulation of neuron differentiation
Cellular component (GO): nucleus; cytoplasm
Source: RefSeq, a predicted model, not a curated record
UGUAGAGAGGAGAGAGAGUGAACGGGGAGCGGGGCUUUUGUCUGUUGGUCUCCCUGGACUGAAGAGGGAGAAUAGGAGCCCAAGACUAAGAUUCUCAAAAUGGUUUAUUACCCAGAACUCUCUGUCUGGGUCAGUCAGGAACCAUUUCCAAACAAGGAAAUGGAGGGAAGGAUUCCUCAGGGAAGACUUCCUGUCCCCAAAGAAGUGAACCGCAAGAAAGACGAUGAGAUGGCCGCGGCCUCCCGGACUCCACUGGGUGGCAAUGAACUCCGCUCCCUGAGAAUUAGUUACCUCUACUUUUUUUAAUCGUAACACCUCCAUUUGUAUUACAUAUGGUGUAUGGGUAUUGAUGAGGUCAUGGUAUCAUAUAUGGGAUUUUUUUCUGUGUAAAUCAUCAAAUAUAAGAAGAAACUAUGGGACUCUGAGCCUUGCUUUAGAGAAUUUACAGUGGACAAAUAGCUAUCAUCAAACCAGUUUUUAAUCAUCCUGACUCAAGUGAAAACGCUCAGAAUUUCACACUGUGAAUCCACGUUUACAACCCUUACAGGUGGGCCCUCAGGCCUGGUUCGCUACGACAAUGUCUUCCACAACUCAAACUCCCACCGUGCUCACACAACCGGUCCACUCCGCCUCCCUCACACAGCUCCCGGCUGCUUCUGGCAGAGGCUGAGAGUCCCCAUUUUUUUUUUUUUUUCAUUUAGAUGUAACAAGCCUAGUAGUUUAUGUUCAUCAAUUGUCUGUAUAUCUCUCUAUUUUAUCCAUGUACUCUUUUGAUGUAUAGAAGUAGUUUGAAACUCAUUGUUUCCUUGUGGUAAGUGACCGAGGUGCUGCCACAGGACCUGAGACACUGAUGAAUGGUGCUAUUUUGGACUUUCAACAUGCUCCUUGGCGAGGUAGCUCUGAUGGAGUUCUUUUUUAUUUCCAUGUUCUAAGAAGGUGUUGGUAC